AUGGACGAGCUGAGCGAAGCGGAGCUUCGCUACUACAAUGAUUUGUUCAAAAUCUGCAGCGAAACGGAUAGUGGCGGCAAGGUUCCGGCACUGAAGGCCACCUCCCUGUUCCGGUCGGCCAAUCUUUCCAACGAGACCAUAAAUAAGAUUACGUCCCUGGUAGGCAUCCCACAGACGGCGCUCUACCUUUCGCGGCAACAGUUUUACGGUUGUCUGAAGCUCAUUGCCGCCUAUCAGGCUUCCGUGCCGCUGCGGGAGGAAAUAUUGACCACCUCGCUUAACCUGCCACUGCCACAGUUUAGCUGGAUUGAUCCGGUGGCGGGGCCACCGUCGGCCAGCUCUACUUCUGACCCCGUGGUCAGCAACGCCACCGCGGGUGGAGCCACCAGCGCGGGCACAACGGAACGAAAUGGCUUUGUCGAAGGAAAACAUCACCGCCCCGGAGGGAGCAACAUCACUGCCGUGAAGCAUCUGCCUCUGGUUCCGUCGAGCGGUGGCAGCGGGUCGGGCCAGCAGCAGGACAGUAGUGCUUCGACCGGAGGAGAGCUAACGAAUUCCGACCAACCGAGCACCGACUCGGAGGUGGAGCACAAUGACGAUGGCAGCGGAAGUGGGAGCAUGAUCCGCGGCGAACGCGAACGGCACACGGUUGGCAUGCUGAAGGGAGGCGGCGUGGUCAUGGUCGGUGGAACUCACCCGGUAGUCGGAGGCGGUGGUGGUGGUGCUGGUGGUGCCGGUGGUUCACCGGAAGCGUGGAGCACAGCGAGCGACAGCCCCACACCGACCAACAGCGUGGCGGAGCGUCCGUGGGCUAAUCAAAACCUGUGGCAGGGUCUGGUGUGCGAAGAGCAACGGCAGCUGCUGGGUACGGAAGAGGAAUCGUCCGACCGGCACAGUAGCGACGACGAGGAACAGGAAAUCGAUCUCGAAUACUUCUACCAGAUUUCGCAAACUCAGAAAGACUACUAUCUGAAGCAGUUCCGCACAAUACAACCGGACGUUCAUGGGCUGGUCAGUGGACCGGUGGCUAGGGUGUUUUUCGAAAAAUCACGCAUCCCCAUCGACGAACUGCGACACAUCUGGCAGAUGUGUGAUGUGACCCGCGACGGUGCCCUCAAUUUGGCCGAGUUUACGGCCGCCAUGCAUCUGGUGGUGCUCCGGAGAAACAACAUACCGGUUCCCGCCACGUUACCGCCCUGUCUGUUGCCCACACUCCUGCAGCACUCGCUCCUACAACCGAGCACCGGUGGAUCAAAGGGCACGGGUACGGCAGAGGUAUCUGCAACCGGCGUGAGCGGUGGCAGUAACGGCACUGCCGCCGUCCCGGAACGAACCGAGCCGGCCGAAGCCGAUCUGCUGCAUCUGGAAAGUGAUGACAAUCUGGAGAGCGGCAGCAAACGGAAGCGGGUGGUCACGGUCAAGAGCUCCCGGCGGAUGGUUCCGGUUCCGGACUCAUUGGCGUUCGCCAAGAUCGGAGGCAGUGGUUCGGCGGGAGUGGUACCAGCGGUGCCACAGGACAGCCCCCCGGUCUCGGUGUCCUCAAGCGCUACCGGGUCCGGAUCGGUUGCCCUCGCCACCAAGGGAAGCGGCAGUAGCAGUGGGAGCAGUGGCAGUGGUAGUAGCGGCAGCGGUCCGGUUAACACAGGAGGUAGCUCGACGACGGGCGGUCGAAAAACGCCACCAAACAUGUCGCCACCGGUACUGGCGCAGCAGCCUCCGCCACCGCAGCCACUGCCGGCCGCUACGAAAGGAAAACCAUCGGAACAUCCCGUAACACCACCGAACGAGAAGAACCUAAAGAAAUGGGAGGAGUGGACCAAGUUUAUGGAAUCUCCCACAUCGAACGUUUCUAGUCCCGGGCCGAAGCCGGUCAACUUUGAUCUGCAACGUACGACGCAGGCGAUCGUAUCCGAUCCGCAAAUCUUGCAUCCCGUUCCCUUGCGCGUAACGCCCGUGGGUGCCGAAGCGGUCGACAAUAGUAGUCUAGUCUAUUCUGAUGCCAACCACGGUCUGUUGGCUGUCCAGUCGACUGAGGAGUCGAGUCCCAAGCAGAACGUUCAAUCGCAACAGCAACACCAUUCGACGCCGCAACAGCAACGGGACUCUCUGACCAACAGCAGUGAUCUGCGUGCCAUCCAAAGACCGCAAUCGAAGAAGCCUCCCUCGAAGGGCGUCGGAGCGAUUCCUCCUCCGCCGCAGCGCGAAUCCGGAAGCAACGCGCUGCUGGCCAACGACACCUCGAUGACCAUAUCAUUAGAUGGGGCCGGUUUUGCAGUUGCCAGUGCGCCGGCACCGCUAGCAAAGAAAUCGUCCGUCGACCAACAGCAGCCUCCGCCUCCGUUGCCGCCGCCACGUCCAUCCGCUCAUCGGCACACGCGCAGCAGCAGUCUCGAUUUGAACAAACUGAAGCUGGCCACGGGCGCCAGUGUGGCACCGCUGAAGAUGCCGCCACCACCGGAGAUUCCACCGCGGGUGGUAACUCCACCAACGGCCGAUCAGCCACCGGCCGGCACCACCAACCACGCGUUUGCUGAUUUCACACACUUUCCGACCGGCCAUCGGGGAGCAACUGCGAUGGUUGAAGCGAACAACAUAACAACCAUCCACUUGGAUGCCGCCGGCAAUAUGACGCACCAUUCCACACCCCAUCGCGGAUCGGGCACGCUCCCAAAGUCGCUUGUAAUGCAUACUGCCCCACGGCAGAGCGCGUUCGAGGUGUACCGAAAACCGCUGACCGCGGACGGUGCUCGCACGGUCAGGGGCUCUCAAUCGCCUCCCCAGCAACCGCCGCUAGUCACGUCGCGCAGCGUGGAAUCUUCGGCAGUGGUCAACAGUGGUGACUAUGACAAGCGAAUUUCGGCACUCAGUGAUAGUUUGCGCCAGGUGCGCUUCAAAAGUAACGACCCUCCGCCAGUUAUGGCGGACGCACUGAAGCAGCUGAAGGAACAGAACCUGCUGCUGUUGCGGGUAUGCAACGAUCUGAGCGAGGAGCUGCUGCACAUUCAGCAGAAACGCGAGGACAUUCGCAUCAAAAUUGAGCUGCAGGAACAGAUACUGGGCGGUGGCAAUGCACUGGUGGCGGCUGCCACAACCGGUCCCUCGUCGCUACCGGCUUCGGUGACGGCAACACAUCACCUUUCACACCAUCACGCAAAUCUAUGAACGACGUUCGCAAAUUAGACGCACCGCAAGCCGAACCUCGGUGAACCCGUCGAUCACUCGUUUACGACAUUUACGGUCCUCGUUUUGUAUACUCAAAGUGGCAAAAGCCGUCUCCGGUAGACGAUAGCAGUAAGUAUUCCCUUUACAGUCUCGAAAAACCAAGACUAACUCAGUGUCCGAAGAUAUAGUAUAUGAACAACGCUUGUCACUAUCCCCGUUCCGUUAGAUAGGUGAAGUGUGUUU
Molecule: messenger RNA, 3405 nt
Organism: Anopheles cruzii
Lineage: Eukaryota; Metazoa; Arthropoda; Insecta; Diptera; Culicidae
Gene: Reps
Product: ralBP1-associated Eps domain-containing protein 1
Exons: 6
Coding region: 1-3162 (1053 amino acids)
Biological process (GO): endocytosis; endosomal transport
Cellular component (GO): plasma membrane; cytoplasm
Molecular function (GO): protein binding; calcium ion binding
Source: RefSeq, a predicted model, not a curated record